Messenger RNA from Rhipicephalus sanguineus (brown dog tick), 5474 nucleotides. Its product is annotated as mesoderm induction early response protein 1-like. The record is from RefSeq and is a predicted model, not a curated record. Gene Ontology annotation, cellular component: nucleoplasm. Gene Ontology annotation, biological process: negative regulation of transcription by RNA polymerase II. NCBI's taxonomy places the organism in Eukaryota, Metazoa, Arthropoda, Arachnida, Ixodida, Ixodidae. Gene Ontology annotation, molecular function: histone deacetylase binding; transcription corepressor activity.
CCCAGCGGGGCAAAAUGGCCGAGGCCAACACAAGCGAUGGAUCCGCUGGAGAUAGUGAUCAAGACUUUGACCCCUCCGCUGAGAUGCUCGUUGAUGAUUAUGACGACGAGAAAACUUUAGACGAGGAGGAAGCUUUGGAGAGUGACGCCAGCGACGACGAACUGAACACGCUGCAAAAAGAAAGCGACAUGCCGCUAGAAGACCUUCUUGCCAUGUUUGGGUACAAGGAUGGAGAGCGGGUCGGUGGUGAGCCCGAGUCCGAGGAGGACGACGAGUCCGACGAGGAGGAAGAGGAUGACGACGACGUUGCUGCGGAAGUCCCAGUGGAGGCUUCUGCCCCCAAGGUGGCAGCGGACAAGCCGGCGACAGAGCCGCCAAAGAAAGAGCCCGUGCCGAUGCUGGCACCAAAGGAGGCACCCUCCUGUGCCGCACCGCCCACCCUGGCACCGCCGCCGUCUGUCGAGUCCAAAGUGGCAACGACCACGAAGACUCCGUCCCCCGUCACCCGAGCGACGCCCACACCUCCCCACCCGCCAUCGAGGCGUGAGCACCGGACUACAUCCACGGCUCAUCUGCUGCGAUCUGUCUCUCAUGCGAGUGAAUCUUCAAAUUCUGACUCCGACGAGGACUUCACGCUCGAGGAGUACUGGAAGAAGAACUCAAACUUCAAUGAUGUCAACAUACUGGGACCAGCAUAUGCAAGAGUUCCACAUCAGACAAUACAAGUUGGUUCAGAAUACCAAGCCACCAUUCCUGUUGGGCUCUGUAAAUAUGAUGAUGCGCCAGCUUAUGAAAAUGAAGACCGAUUGCUCUGGGAUCCAGCCAAGCUCUCGGAUAGCGAUGUGGAGGAGUACCUUUGCACGGCUCUGGAGCCGACGGCAAAUGCCGUGGGGGGCAUGAACUCGUUACCACUGGGAAGCCACACGAGAGAUGACGAACAGGCACUGUACCUGCUGCUGCAAUGCGGACACAACAUUGAGGAGGCACUGCGGAGGCGGCGGAUGAACCCCACCAUACCCACAAUGGGACAGAGUGUCUCACUGCCUGAUCCCUUUCCCACAGAGAUGAGCCUCUGGUCUGAGGAAGAGUGCCGGAGCUUCGAGAGCGGCCUUCGGCUGUACGGCAAGGACUUCCACCUCAUCCAACUCCACAAGGUCCGUACACGGUCGGUCGGCGAGCUCGUACAUUUCUAUUACCUGUGGAAGAAGACGGAACGGCACGACAUCUUUGCCAGUAAGGUGCGCCUCGAAAAGAAGAAGUACGCCCUGCAUCCCGGAACCACGGACUACAUGGACCGCUUCCUGGAUGAGCAGGAGAACUCCCAGCAGCAGCAGCAGCAGCAACAGUCACAGCUGCAGCAACGCGACCGGUCCACAAGCCCAAGCGAGGCGAAGCGGCCGAGGCUCGCACUGCCCAUGCAGCUUGCGAGUCAGCUGGUCGGUCCCCAAGAAAACGGUCGCGAAGCGUCCUCCACUGCGACUUCGCUGACGGUGACCGCUGACCCGACGCGCGAAAAUGGCCGCGACCGGCUCUGGACGGCGCCGGCAAGCUCAUCGGACGAAGAUGAUUUGCCGCUUAUUGCCACCACCGUGAGACCAGCUCUCAGCAAAGUGGCAGUGACUGCGACAGCGACGGCUGUUGCGCCAAGUGGGAACGUUGUACAGGUCCUGAACAAGAUGGCAGCCACCAGUCUGGUUAGCACGGCGUCGGCAACACAGCCCGUCGUCGGGGCGAUCGAACGGCCUCACCCGGAGGUUCCCGACGAGUGACGUGGCGGCAGGAGCCACCAGUGUUCCGCAUGCAGAAUCUCUCUGCUCCUUCGCCAUUGCAUCCAUCCCUCCAUCACACAUUGAGAGUCGAUUAAAGAAAAAGAAAAUCGCAGAACUGGGACCAAACAAAGCGCUGUCGCAGCGCGAACAGCGUUUUCACGCCAUGAAAAACUGCUCCGGUGCUGUGCGGGUGGAGCAUUUCGUGUUGUGCGCUGUGGUGACAAGUGCCGUAGUUGCUCUUUACUUAACGCACAGUUUGCCGGGACAUCACGCCCCCGUGUUGGACGGUGAACGGGGAGAAGAGAAAAAGCUUGUGGGAUGUGAUGUGUGUUUUCUCGUGUGGCUCGUGUAGAGUCUGUCUUCGUCACAGCUGUGUGCAGCAUUCUUCGCGAUUGUGUUGAGGCAGGUAGAGUGCUGCCGCCGCACUCUUUACUUAGUCUGCCCAGUCGAGGUUGUUGAGCUGAAGUUGGUCCUGUCCAUGUCCUCGAGAAAGUGACCAUAUCGUUAAACAAAAGUCACGUUAAUGGAGUAUUGUCUUUAUUGUUUGUGGUCUACUAGGCCAAGGAAGAAGAAAACGCGUAAAUUGGUGCCGAUCAUCAUCUUCGUAGCUUUUGUGCCACAGUGAACGUUGAGAUACCUUAAGCCUCUAGCUGGUACCCUCAGGCCUGUCUGUACCUGUAAAUGGAUUGCGACAUGGAACAUCUUUCUUGGCUUCCGAUGAAGCACUGCGCCGCCCCCUGACCGAAGUGAACAUUGUAUUUUGGUAGUUCUAGCCUGUUGAUUCGUGCAGUGUGCUUACUUUGGUGAAGCGUUGACACACUUUGCAGCAGACACUGCUAGUGCUUGGUUACAAAACUGUAGUGCAGAAAUUGCCUAGAAAUGUCAAAGAACAUACGCCACUUCUGUCAAGGUCAAUGUCACCCUCCAUUUUCCAGCGUUGGAGGGACCAUUGAGAGGAAUGUUUAUGAACACCGGAACUUGUGAUAUCAGCUCUUCAAGAGUGCAUAUGGCACAAAUGUCAAAAUUAGUUCAAAUCGCAGGACACGCAUUACAACUGCUUGCUGCACGUAACUGUCAGUAUAGACAUACCAAUUCGCUUGGCAUUCAUGACCACUUUCCUGAGCAGUUGUAUCUUGCCGCAGGUGAAAAACAUUCAUCUGGGUGUCAAACAUUCAUCUAGGUGGAGAAACAGGCAUUUGUUUUCAUAACCUUUUUGCUUGGGCAUCUGUACUAGGGCCAAGGUACUGAAAUAUUGUGAACCAUCAUCUUGGAUAUCAAGAGGUCUGCCGCUUCGCCAACGUUUGAGGCAAACCCUGCGUCAUGUCGUCGGCCGAAGGUUUUUCCGGGCGUGCACCGUCUCGCGAGACCUUUGACGCCAGCAGCAACGCAUCAGGUCGUGCUGCCGUCGAAGCCAGAGACUUCUUGCGGCAUGACUAACUACGUCGAGGUGUCCAUCGCAUGGUUGCCGUUGCAAACUGUGCUUUUCAUCCCACUGUGGACACGAGGAACAUCAUUUGCCAGAAAGUGCCUUUUACGAACACACCACCACUGACCGAGUUGGAGGAUUGUGUGUGUGUGUGUGUGCAGAGUUUAAAACCCGAAUUUUGUGUGGUGCCGUGUGGGGGAAUGCACAUCAUCUGUGACGGGCGUUUCGAAGGAUACGAGACGACUCGAUCUUCUUUCGUUGCUUCGUUUUGCUACUUCUUUUAAGAUUACAAGUGUAUAUCGUGUUGUAGCAUAGGUGAAGUACCCAAAGAACAAAAAAAAGUGUCACCUUGUUGACAUUCAUUUAUACAUUUCCUUUUUUUUUAAUGUCACGCCCAUUUUAAGCGAUACGUUUUAUUUGUGUAGCAGUGCACAUUGCGUCACAUACAUACACUUGCCUUGUUUUUAAUCGUAAGCACGUGUUCCGUCUCGGGUGAAAGACGUGAGCGCUGCAAAUUUUUGUACCGUUGCUACUAAUGUCAGAGGUGCAUUUUCGUCGCGCUGGUGAAGCGAAACCCGGCCAGACUUGGCACAGAUUUUAUUUGCCCCCCUUGGCGGUGUUUUUAAGUCAUGCAAGCAUACUUUCUUUUUUUCAUUGUUGCCUCUGGAGAGCUGCAGAUGGUAGUCAUAAUCGUAGUGGUCGUUUCAUUUUUAUCUGCGGUGCAGGAGAGCGUUCAUUGUCGGUAUUGCGUAGAUGUGAUUGGUUGCUUUUGCACGUCUGAAAGCGUAGAAGGUCGCGCAUUUUGGUUCUGGCGCAAAUUACUGAAUCUGCAUCUAACCAUUGUUGUUUCAGUGUGCAGCAAUUGAAGUAAUAUAAAGAUGUGACUAGCAAAGAGGAUAAGCUGCGUAUUAUUCAUUACGGUUAAUGCUGUUUACUACUAAUGGUAGCCAUGGCGGCUUCUGCAUUUUGUGUUGUUUAGUCUGCACCAGCAUGAGUACAAUGGAAAUGGACACUGGACACAAAUGUUCACAUAAACGCAAGAUGUUUCGGCUCCCGCAUGGGAGCCUUGUUCACAAUGAAAAAUGAACGCUCAAACAGUCCGGUUAUGUAUGUUUUAAAAUGUGACAUAGGCAAUUUGCGUGCAUGUGUGGGAAGUUGCCAUCAUUACGAUUAAGCGUGUCCGUCGUCUGGAUUGUCAGAGAUUCGAUAUAAAGCCAAGAAGUCCAGUUCUUUUCUCUUACCGUUAUUCUCGGUAGACUGGGAUAAGGCAAAGAUAACAGAGUGGACUUCUUGGCUUUAUCUUGAAUCUCUGACAAUCCAGACAAUACACGUGCUUAAUCAUAAUGCUUAAUCACAUGCUUAAUCAUAACUUCCCACACAUGCACGCACGUUGCCUACGUCACAUUUUAAAACAUACAUAACCGGACCGUUCGCGCGUUCAUUUUUCAUUGCGAACAAGGCUCUCGUGCUGGAGUCGAAAUGUCUUGCUUUUAGUGAACAUUCGUGGUUGGUGUCCAUUUUAAUUGUCCUCAUGUCUUUUCCCAACCAGACGGGUUUCUCUCCGGCUCUUAUCUUCUGCACCAACACGAGAUGGCGAGGGUGCAGACUUUGUAAAAUUAUUCAGGUAUAUGAAGGCCGCAGAGAGAAGAGUGGUUCAUUCAUUAAACUGGCCAUUUAUAAAUUCUCUAAAUUGAGAAUCUAGAUUUUAAAAUUUUGUUUGCUAGAAUGGCCGACAAUUGUCAGAGAAGAACCAGCAGAGAGUGGUGUGAUCAUGCGCAAGGGGAUAGUUUCUGCCAAUCCUGAAGUAACCCAGAAGCAGUGGAUCAUUGGUGAGCUUCGCAAGAUAGCUGGUCCAGUACGGAACAGACCAUUCCUUGCUGGACACUGUGUUUGACCAAAACCGCCAAUGUUUUUUUCGUACAAGGCCACUUCUGCAGCUCUCUUGUAGUGUGUAUGUACAAACGCCUUUUUUUUUUUUUUCUAAAUAACAUCACGUUUUUGUUGAAAAAGUAUUGCACCAAGUAAUGUUCUCGUCAUCACAAGACGUGCGUUUUCCUUUUCACGUUCACAGUAUGCAAAUUUGCACAGUUUCAUUUCAGUGUUUCUGUUUUAUAUCUUUUUCUCGAUUCCUCGUACUUUCCACGUACAAUAUGAGCCCAUCAAAAACGUUUUCGUGAUCCCAUUUGUGCAAAUGAACGAGAGGAAAUAGCAAGCACUAUUUAUUGGUAGCAAAUACGCAAUACGAAUGUGAUUUAAUAAAGGGAAACAUAAUUUUAUGA